Molecule: messenger RNA, 1659 nt
Organism: Trachymyrmex cornetzi
Lineage: Eukaryota; Metazoa; Arthropoda; Insecta; Hymenoptera; Formicidae
Product: protein Skeletor, isoforms B/C
Exons: 7
Coding region: 260-1456 (398 amino acids)
Source: RefSeq, a predicted model, not a curated record
UUUUGGUAUCAAAGUCCCUAAUGAACAGGGCAGUUUGGUACCAUUAAGAGGAUACCAAGGAGAGGAUAUUGAAAUCGUCUUACCGGGGAACUUGACGGUGUACGACAUCAACUGGCUCGCGGUAUGGUGCGUUGAAUACAGACACAAUUUCGGGCAUGUUCUAAUUCCAAAGGACCUCGAUGUUCCACCGGCUCUUGGCCAAACGAAAAUUACGACGAGCAGCACACCGGCACCUAGGCAGGUGACUAAUUGCAAAGAAAUGCUGAAUGGCCGUGUUCAAGUGCAAUGGCAGCUACAGGGUGAGGACGUGCAGAUUCGGAUCUCAGGACGCAUCGAGGAGGAUCAAUACGUGGCAUUUGGAUUGUCAGGUCGGGAUGGCAAGGCCGAGAUGAUCGGCGGCGACGUCGUCGUGAUCGGAUACAAUAAUAAAACUGGCAAAUUCAUCGCCGAGGAUUACUACAUGACGGACAUAUCUCAGUGUGACGGCAAGAGGGGUGUAUGCCCGGAUCAGAGGAUCGGUGGAAGAAACGAUGCAAUACUUGUGCAUGGGGAAAGACAGAAUGGCAUAACAACGGUUACGUACACACGUCCGCUAAGGACUAACGAGCCAGAGAAGGACAGAAUGAUUCCGGAAAGAGAAACAAGCGUGAUCGCUGCCAUCGGAUCUUUGAAUGCGCGAGGCGAAGCCAAUGCUCAUGAGAGAUUCGAUAAGACCACUGAGGAUAUUCGUAUUGAUUUUACGUCGAGAAAUGUUCACGAAUGUACAAAUUCCCUGUACAAUAUUCCGGACGCUCCUGAUCUUGAACCCUGGACGCCGGCUGUCAUCAAUGAUAAAAAUAUUUUGAAUGCAAGGAUUGGGCCAACUGGUGCGAAAAGAGGAUACUCACGAAUCACAGGUACACCUUCUUGGGGCAUCGCAUGGUACAUCAAUGAUUUACUGAUCCCGGAGAUCACCGUUGAGCGAGGAAAAACUUACACCUUCAUCGUGGAGGGUGGAGAUGAUCCUGCCAAUCCCGCUAGGUAUCAUCCAUUCUACAUAACUGACAGUCCAGAGGGUGGUCUCGGACAAAAUAUAGAGAAGCAAACGGAGGAAAGGGUAUUUGCUGGAGUAGAGUACGAUUCCAAUGGAUAUCUCCGCGCAACUGCAGCCGGCCGUUAUUGCGAAUGGACUCGUCUCAUAGUGAAUAACGCGGAUAAUUACAAGACAUUUAAGAGCUUCUUCGAAACACUCGAACUUAAAUGCGACAUGGGCGAGCCUGCCAAGCUCGUAUGGACUGUGAAAGAGGAUACGCCAGACUUAAUCUAUUAUCAGUGUUUCACGCACAAACAUCUGGGCUGGAAGAUUCAUGUUGUUGACCCGGGACGAUCGCAGAGAAACAUUAACGGCAUCAGUCAAGUUCUGCCUAUGUUUACGACGUUUGUGACCAUUAUCGUACUUCUUUUAUUCUCAAGAUGAAUCAUUGCAUUUCCUUUUUUCAAUGCGGAACAAAUAAUAGAAGACAAAGAUGACGACGAAAACUGAUCAAUUUAAAAUAAUUACGAAAACUAUACAACAAUGUACGAUUGUUAAAUCGACAAAACACAUACAAGGUUGUACGAAAGUAUUUAGUAUGUAAGAUCUAUUCUAAGGUAAAAGAUUAGCAAAAUAUUUUUAAGACC